AUGCAGCCAAUCGAAGAAAGGCACAUAGACUACCUUGGUAGGCUGAUUGAGGAAUGCAAUGCCAAGGAAACUUUCGGAAUUCACCUCGCACAUAAACAUUUCGACUUACGAGAAGGGACAUACCUCGAAGGCCGCCUUGAUACUGAUGACAAUCGGCAAUAUUACUGGACUAGAGCCGUUGAAAACAGUGGCUCUGACCCUAGCAAGCUUUGUGGUCAUAUAUUCGUAUAUGAUCGAGAGAAAGGAUUCAGCCCUUCUGAAUUUCACCACGGCUCGCUGCCUGAUCUGUCUACAGUGGAUCAUCGAAGACUAUUCUCGAUGUUCGGCAGGUACCUUAUCGAGCAUCAGCUUCAGCACAGCAUUGUGCUGGAGUACCUAAUUCCGGAACUCCGCGGAAGAAACAUGUUCGAGCUGGUCCUCCACGGACAGCAGCACAUACUAUUAUGCGAACCAGGAAUAGUACUACCUGGCUUGGCGAGUUCAGUUGUGACGGCGUACUCAUACGUUGAAUCAGCGAUGAAAUUUGGGCCAGGUACAAGAUACAUUACUCCGCCAGGAACCAAUAAGCAUAUAACGUUUAAUCCGGACGACUUGGUCGAAGUUAGGGAGGUCGUGGAUGUGUUUAGGAAACUCGAAUUUCUGGCAAUCUGA
Fusarium mangiferae is the source of this 651-nucleotide messenger RNA. RefSeq lists its product as uncharacterized. The record is from RefSeq and is a predicted model, not a curated record. The transcript has a single exon. The coding region runs from base 1 to 651 and encodes 216 amino acids. Lineage: Eukaryota; Fungi; Ascomycota; Sordariomycetes; Hypocreales; Nectriaceae.